AUGAAUCGGGUAGGUCCCGAAUCACAAGCCAAGUCCUGGUGGGAAUUUUUCAACUUCACCUUACUCGAAACCUUGAUCGACGAAUCCGAUAGCUCCAUAUUUGGUGCCAUUUUCGAAUACAAGUCCUCGGACGAAGAACUCUCUAAUUUGGGAGUAUCUCCGCGUUACGUGAUCGCAUUCCGCGGAACAAUCCUAAAAUCAAAAACUUGGUUUCGUGACGUGGCACUUGAUCUUCGCUGCGUCUUUGACAACCUUCAUCAUGGCACUAGGUUUGUGCACGCUAUGGAAGCAAUCCAUACUGUGGUGGCCAAACACGGCCAAAGAUCUGUUUGGCUCGCGGGGCACUCUCUAGGAGCUGGCCUAGCAUUGCUAGCCGGAAAGACCAUGUCAAAAUUAGGGUUCUUCCUUGAGACUUAUGUUUUUAACCCGCCCAUCUCGUCUCUCCCUCUUGAGAAGCUACUUAACCACAAAUUGCUAAAUGAUGGAACUCGAAUUGCCGGGAGUGUAUUGAAAGCCGGCGUAGCUAGGAUCUUUAAAGAUCUUAAGGUUCAACAAGAUGAUCUAGCUAUGAAUAUAGCACCAUGGAUACCUCAUUUAUAUGUGAACCCAGCUGAUCCAAUAUGCUCAGAAUACAUUGGUUAUUUCAAGAAUAAAUCCUUCAUGUCUAAGAUGGGAUGGAGCGAAAUGGAGAGAAUUGCUACUAAAAACCCACUUAGGAGUCUAUUUAUGGUUGGAAAAGUAGGAACAUCAUCACUGUCAUAUUUGUCAACUGAGCCUCUCCAUCUUCUUUCAUCGGCUAAUAUGACUGUAAACAAGAGCGGAUCAUAUAAUAGUAUGGUAGCUCAUGGGCUUCACCAAUGGUGGGAUCCUUCGUUUAAUGGCGAGUGUGUUUCUUACAAUUUUAAUGCAUGA
Molecule: messenger RNA, 912 nt
Organism: Arabis nemorensis
Lineage: Eukaryota; Viridiplantae; Streptophyta; Magnoliopsida; Brassicales; Brassicaceae
Source: the annotation of a GenBank genome assembly